UGAACUGAUGUGUGAAAAUGAUAUAAAAUGCUUCAGGUUGCACAACGAUUCUGAACUUGAUGAAAUAUUGAAGUGAGCCAAGAUGUUGACUAACAAAGUACUAAUAGUACUAUCAGUGACUGCUCAAAUCUUGAUAUUUUCAACAGAUACAGAUGCUGCCUGUGAGGUACCACCAGAGCUUCAGGACAAAGAUUGGGAAUACAAAUACACAGAUGUGUCGACUGGAGAAUCCAUGACAAAAACCUUAAGUUUUGGCUCUACAACCAUAGAACAAGGCAUCUCUUUACAUGUUGAGGGAUCAGAACUAAACUCGUGGACAUGCCUAUCUGAUUUAACUAUCUCUGAUACUGAAUCCAUUGCUGUAUUCAAAAGUAACACUUUCGAUAUGUUCCCGGAUUUUGGCAGACGGUUAUAUCUUUGUAUGAGAUUCACAAAAGUUACAGAUAAUCUAUUUUAUUUUCAUCUGAUGUCGGACAAAAAUAGCUUAGUAACACCAAAGGAAAGGGUAUUCAGUCCUCCCUUACCAGAACCGGAUGCAAAUGAUGAUGUAUGUAGUACGUUCUGUUCUUACGGAGAUCCAAAGCCAAUGAUUCGAACUCUUCGCAAACUAGACACCACUGAUACGUUACCAGUUGAUGCAGAUCUUUGUGAAAAUUGUGGCGAUUCCUGUAUUGCCUCGGAUAAGCUGCCAUCUAUCCAGUCAUCGAUAACGCUAGUUGAUUGUAUAAUUACGGGGAAAGAAGUGCCGUUUGCAAAAGUGCCUGCCAUCAGAAGCUACGGGUACAUGGAGUCAAUUACCUACGAUUGUAUAACUGGUUAUGAAAUUCAAUCUGGCAACGUUGUACGUUUUUGUGAUGCUGACGGAACAUGGAGUGGAGAAACACCGGUUUGUGAUAUCGUGACCGAUGAAUGUGCCACCGAACCUUGUGUAAAUGGUCAAUGCUUUGACGGUGUUGCCAGUUACACUUGUUCUUGUGAUACAGGAUAUGAAGGGACGAACUGUGAUCAAAAUGUCGACGACUGUGACCCGAAUCCUUGUUUAAAUGAUGGGGAAUGCUCUGACCAAUUGAACAGUUACACUUGUAAGUGUGCUGCAGGAUAUCAAGGACAAAAAUGCGAUAUAGAUAUCGACGACUGUGUCAAAGAGCCUUGUUUAAAUGGUGGUGAAUGCAUUGACGAUGUUGACGAUUACACUUGUAAUUGUGCUGCAGGAUAUGAAGGAGAAACCUGUGACAGAAGUAAGAUACCUUUUACAGUUUUGAUUGAAGAGAUCUAA
This is a messenger RNA of Mytilus trossulus (common blue mussel), 1276 nucleotides long. Its product is annotated as protein crumbs homolog 1-like. Gene Ontology annotation, molecular function: calcium ion binding. The record is from RefSeq and is a predicted model, not a curated record. Gene Ontology annotation, cellular component: protein-containing complex; plasma membrane. NCBI's taxonomy places the organism in Eukaryota, Metazoa, Mollusca, Bivalvia, Mytilida, Mytilidae. The transcript has 9 exons. Gene Ontology annotation, biological process: heterophilic cell-cell adhesion; establishment or maintenance of epithelial cell apical/basal polarity. Bases 83 to 1276 code for a protein of 397 amino acids.